Puma concolor (puma) is the source of this 1020-nucleotide messenger RNA. Its product is annotated as gametogenetin-binding protein 1-like. Lineage: Eukaryota; Metazoa; Chordata; Mammalia; Carnivora; Felidae. The record is from RefSeq and is a predicted model, not a curated record.
AUGGAGGCCCCAGCUCCAAACCGUCAAUCCCGAAUUUUGGGCCGCUCCUCCAUGUUCCGCUUUUUCCGUAGCCUGGUGGGGAACAAGGGCAGCCCAAAGAGCUCUGACAAGACCCCGAUAGGGAGUCGGACAUGCCCCUUGCGAGAGCAAGCCGCCACCCCAUUGGUGAUGAACCGCCAUGGAGGGGUGGGGAGGAAGGAGCCAAAGCCAUCCACCACACUACCCUACAUGCUGUCUGUGGCCUUGCCACGGCAGGACCCCUUGGGGCUAGGGAUGGGGGACACAGGGGCCCAGACCCCUACCCCCACGGAAGUCCUGAGGGUGGGGGCCCAGGGUGUAGAGGUGAAGCCUGUCCUGCCCAGGAGAAGCCAGGAGGUGCUGGGCAACCUGUCUGGGAAAGAGGAAACGGAAGAAGAGAAGGAGGAGGCGGUAGGGGAGGCCUCCGGGGAUACAGAGACCUCAGACAGGGGCCACUUUGCCCAAGCUUUGGAGUUGGAGCAAGGAUGCCUGCAGAGGGCCAUGGGGCCACUGGAGGUCAGCCCCGAGACCUUCACCAAGGAGGAGGAGAAGGAGUGUCUGCUUGACGGAGACCUCAGGCUGGCCUCUUCGAAGGUGGGGACAACUCCUUGGAACCGCCGCCUCCUCACCUUGUACAAGCAGCUUCAGAAAUCGGCAGUCGCCAAGUUUCCUCUCAAGGAAGGCUUGCCUGAUGAGAAAGGCAAGGAAGAGGAAAUGGAGGAGGAGGACAGCUCAUUCAAGGUCUGUGUCCCAGGCAUUGUCACCCUGCAGUCACCGCUGCAUAAGACUUUUAGGUCAACAGAUACAGUGGGUUUCGUGGAGUCGGAGUUAAAGAAGCUUUUGGUAGUACAACGGGAGUCCCGCCUCUGGAAGAUGGGCAGUCAUGAGGGCCGGGAGCUGCUGACCCAGCCAGAGAUCACCCUGGAGGAGGCAGGCAUUGUGGAUGGCCAGCACCUGCUCCUGGAGGAGAUGGACGAGAUGGGAAACUGGCCUCCAGAGUGA